AUGCAAUUGAUGAGCUUCUUAACCUACUUCCUGGCGGGAUAUAGUACCCUUGUAUACGGGUCUUAUCCUAUCCAGCGAGCAUCUCAGCCCAACAGCACCGUGUCCGAAAACUGCCAACGAGCGUGCGCCUCGCUUUCCCAUCUGUUCGGGCCUGCAGCCUUCCACUAUCCCGAUAACGACGAUACCUUCGCCAUUUGGGAUGCAAAGCAACAAGAAGUCCGACCAGCAUGUCGCGUCGAGCCAUCUACUGCAUCCGAUGUCUCUCAGAUAAUCAACACCCUGGUAUCCAACUGGUGCCACUUUGCCGUCAAAGGCGGCGGCCACUCCCGGCAUGCAGGAGACUCGAACUCCAUCGGUGGUGUGACUGUGGACCUCGACCGCAUAGCACAGGUUGAGAUACUGGGUAAUGGAACAAGGGCACGUGUAGGCGGCGGUGCGAAUACCUACCAGGUAUUCGCAGCCCUGGACGCGCAUAACUUGUCAUUCGUCGGUGGACGAGUCGGCACAGUCGGCAUGGGUGGGUUCACACUUGGCGGAGGGACAUCCCCCUUCUCUAACAGAUACGGCUGGGCAUUGGAUAAUGUCUACGAGUAUGAGGUUGUCUUGUCAAAUGGAACGGUCGUCACCGCUAGCGAAGCCCAUAACCCCGACUUAUACCUCGCCUUGAGAGGGGGCGGAAAUAACUUUGGGAUUGUUACAGCCUUCACUGUUCGUACUUUUGCGCAGGGCCCUGUUUCUACGACUACUACUACCUAUGCGUCCAACCAGACAGUGCAGGCCAUUGACAGGAUCUAUGACCUUUUCACUGAUGAAUCGCUGACGAGUGAUGUCGAUAUGGGCUUUGACUUGUAUUAUACGUACUCGGCAGAUGAUGACAGGUUUACGCUGUCAGGGACACAGCGCUAUGCAAAGCCCAUACAGAACCCGCCUGUGUUCAGCGCAAUUAACCAGGUACCAGCUCUAACCAGGUUCAACACGAUCUCGAAUAUGAGCAGCCAGACUCAAGGAUCUGAGCCGCUGGGUACAACGAGGCAUCUAUUCGCCACGCUCACUGUGUCCCCCUCUCGCUCUCUCCUAACCCAAGCAGUAAACAUCUUCGAGGAGGAGGUCCGUGCAAUCAGUUCAGUGGAAGGGCUAGUCCCCAACCUCAUCUCCUAUGCACUCUCGCGCAAUGCCAUCGCCGCCAUGAGACAGAGGGGGGGAAACUCCCUUGGUAUCCAAUCUGAUGGGCCAUUGCUUAUCAUUCUAAUUUCCACCGCAUGGUCGGACGCUAAUGGCGAUGAAGCCGUCGAAACGAUGACGGAAAACACCAUCUCCAGAAUCCGAGAAGCGGCUGAAAGUCUCGGCGUAGCGAACCGCUACCUGUACAUCAACUAUGCGUCGAAACGGCAGGCGGAUGAAGUUUUCGCGGGGUAUGGAGAGGAGAAUGUGCAGCGGUUGAAGCAAAUCCAGCGGGCUGUUGACCCGCGAGGUGUUUAUACCUCCAAGGGGCUGUGGAGGGGGUUUGUUAAGUUACUGUGA
Aspergillus puulaauensis is the source of this 1521-nucleotide messenger RNA. Its product is annotated as FAD-binding oxidoreductase. The coding region runs from base 1 to 1521 and encodes 506 amino acids. NCBI's taxonomy places the organism in Eukaryota, Fungi, Ascomycota, Eurotiomycetes, Eurotiales, Aspergillaceae. The transcript is spliced from 4 exons. The record is from RefSeq and is a predicted model, not a curated record. Gene Ontology annotation, molecular function: FAD binding.